AUGUGCAAAAUUUCACAAAGAAUAAAGAGGAACGUCUCUCAGAGCGGCAGCAGUUCAACCAGGCAAAACCAGAACCACCUCAGAAACAACCACUCCACAACCAAGACCAGAACCACCUCAGAAACAACCACUCCACAACCAAGACCCAAACCCACCCCAGAAACAACCACUCCACAACCAAGACCCAAACCCACCUUAGAAACAACCACUCCACAACCAAGACCCAAACCCACCCCAGAAACAACCACUCCACAACCAAGACCCAAACCCACCCCAGAAACAACCACUCCACAACCAAGACCCAAACCCACCUUAGAAACAACCACUCCACAAUCAAGACCCAAACCCACCUUAGAAACAUCCACUCCACAACCAAGACCAGAACCACCUCAGAAACAACCACUCCACAACCAAGACCAGAACCACCUCAGAAACAACCACUCCACAACCAAGACCCAAACCCACCUUAGAAACAACCACUCCACAACCAAGACCCAAACCCACCUUAGAAACAACCACUCCACAACCAAGACCCAAACCCACCUUAGAAACAACCACUCCACAACCAAGACCCAAACCCACCCCAGAAACAACCACUCCACAACCAAGACCCAAACCCACCUUAGAAACAACCACUCCACAACCAAGACCCAAACCCACCUCAGAAACAACCACUCCACAACCAAGACCCAAACCCACCCCAGAAACAACCACUCCACAACCAAGACCAGAACCACCUCAGAAACAACCACUCCACAACCAAGACCCAAACCCACCCCAGAAACAACCACUCCACAACCAAGACCAGAACCACCUCAGAAACAACCACUCCACAACCAAGACCCAAACCCACCUUAG
Molecule: messenger RNA, 858 nt
Organism: Astyanax mexicanus (Mexican tetra)
Lineage: Eukaryota; Metazoa; Chordata; Actinopteri; Characiformes; Acestrorhamphidae
Exons: 1
Coding region: 1-858 (285 amino acids)
Source: RefSeq, a predicted model, not a curated record